UCUUGAACGCAUUCUUUUCUGAACUGUAACAGCACGGCAGUAAACGAAGAAGCGAAAGGAUUACAAGAUUAAAGAAAUGAUGAUACAGUUUAUGAAGCGACUGCACUCUACCUGGAUCACCGUUUAACAACCGCAUUCAGCGAUUUAGAGAACUGGGGACGAGUGACCCCCCCGAGGCUCCCGAAACAAUGUCCGUCAGCGUUCACGAGAACAGGAAGUCCCGCACUAGCACGGGCUCCAUGAACAUCUCGCUGUUCCACAAGCCGUCGCACCCGGACAGCGUGCUCACCCACCUCAACACCCUGCGCAAGCAGCGCAUGUUCACGGACGUGACGCUGUGGGCGGGCGACCGCGCCUUCCCCUGCCACCGCGCUGUGCUUGCCGCCUGCAGCCGCUACUUCGAGGCCAUGUUCAGUGGCGGCCUGCGUGAGAGCGUGGACGACAAGGUCAACUUCCGCGACAGCGUGCACCCCGAGGUGCUGGAGCUGCUGCUGGACUUCGCCUACUCCUCCCGCCUCGUCAUCAAUGAGGAGAACGCCGAGUCGCUGCUGGAGGCCGGCGACAUGCUGCAGUUCCACGACAUCCGCGACGCAGCCGCCGAGUUCCUGGAGAAGAACCUGCACGCCUCCAACUGCCUGGGCAUGAUGCUGCUGUCGGACGCGCACCAGUGCAAGCGGCUCUACGAGCUGUCCUGGAGGAUGUGCCUGGUGCACUUUGAGACUGUGAGGGACACCGAGGACUUCUACAGCCUCUCCAAGGACAAGCUCCUGGACUUGAUCCUCAGCGACGAGCUGGAGAUCGAGGACGAGGAGAUGGUCUUCGCAGCGGUCAUGCGCUGGGUGCGGUACGACCUGGAGGCGCGGCGGCAGCACCUUCCCGAGCUGCUGCGCGGGAUCCGCCUGGCCCUGCUGCCCUCCGGCUGCCUGCUGGAGGCCGUGGCCUGCGAGGAGCUGGUGAUGUCGGACAGGCGCAGCAUGCAGAUCGUGGAGGAGGCGGUGCAGUGCAAGAAGAAGAUCCUGCAGAACGACGGGGUCGUCACCAGCCCCUGCGCCCGGCCCCGCAAGGCCGGCCACACCCUCCUCAUCCUCGGGGGCCAGACCUUCAUGUGCGACAAGAUAUACCAGGUGGACCACAAGGCCAAGGAGAUCAUCCCCAAGUCGGACUUGCCCAGCCCAAGGAAGGAGUUCAGUGCCUGCGCCAUCGGCUGCAAGGUGUACGUGACAGGGGGGAGGGGGUCAGAGAACGGGGUGUCCAAGGACGUCUGGAUUUACGACACGGUCCACGAGGAGUGGUCAAAAGGGGCCCCGAUGCUGAUCGCGCGUUUUGGCCAUGGCUCGGCGGAGCUGGAGAACUCACUGUACGUGGUGGGGGGCCACACGGCCAUAGCCGGCGUCUUCCCAGCGUCCCCCUCGGUGUCGCUCAAGCAGGUGGAGCGCUACGACCCGCUGACCAACAAAUGGACCAUGAUGGCACCCCUGAGGGACGGUGUGAGCAAUGCAGCAGUCGUCAGCGCCAAGCUCAAGCUCUUUGUCUUUGGCGGCACCACCAUCCACCGGGACAAGGCCUCCAAGGUGCAGUGCUACGACCCGGCAGAGAACCGCUGGACCAUCGCAGCGGAGUGCCCGCAGCCCUGGCGGUACACGGCUGCCGCCGUGCUGGGCAGCCAGAUCUUCAUCAUGGGCGGAGACACCGAGUUCACCGCCGCCUCCGCCUACCGCUACGACUGCGAGACCAACUUGUGGACGCGCGUCGGCGACAUGACCUCCAAGCGCAUGAGCUGCCACGCGGUGGCAUCCGGGAACAAGCUGUACGUGGUGGGAGGUUACUUUGGGACUCAGAGGUGCAAGACGCUGGACUGCUACGACCCUACCUCAGACACCUGGAACAGCAUCACCACAGUGCCUUACUCCCUCAUUCCCACUGCCUUCGUUAGCACAUGGAAACACCUGCCAGCUUAACAAACACUAAUCUCCUGGCAAACAAGGGGUGGAUAAUUCUGGAUAUCACAUUGCCCCUCCCCUUGGUGAUUUGCAGGGAUGAGUUUCCCCCUCUACACUGGUGUCAGGGCCCGGCUCACCUGUGCCCCCUA
This is a messenger RNA of Megalops cyprinoides (Indo-Pacific tarpon), 2089 nucleotides long. Its product is annotated as kelch-like protein 25. Gene Ontology annotation, molecular function: protein binding. The transcript is spliced from 3 exons. The record is from RefSeq and is a predicted model, not a curated record. Lineage: Eukaryota; Metazoa; Chordata; Actinopteri; Elopiformes; Megalopidae. The coding region runs from base 189 to 1958 and encodes 589 amino acids.